AUCAAAGUGAAGAAAUAGCAAAACGAUUGUUUUGUUCCGUUCAAUGUCUCCUCAUCUGUUCUUCCUCAACUCGCUUCAAAAAACCCCCACCAAAAUGUCAACUAAAUCACAAAUAAUCUUACUUUCGUUUUGUUAAUUUCAAGAAAAAAUGGGUGUUGGCGGGAAUUUCUGGGAUAUACUUAAACCCUACGCGCGAACAGAAGGGUUCGAUUUUCUAAGAAACAAAAGGGUAGCCAUUGAUCUAUCGUAUUGGAUUGUUCAACAUGAAACAGCAAUUAAAGUACACACUCGAAACCCUCAUCUCAGACUCACAUUCUUCCGAACUAUCAAUCUGCUUUCCAAGUUUGGUGCUUUUCCGGUGUUUGUGGCAGAUGGAACCCCAUCACCAUUGAAGUCUCAUGCAAGAAUUAUGAGAUUCUUUCAAGCAUCUGGUAUUGAUCCUGCAAGCUUACCAAUAUCAAAUGGUACUUCUGUUGAGAGAAAUAAAAAGUUCUCAAAAUGCGUUCAAGAAUGUGUGGAGUUGCUUGAACUUUUUGGAAUCCCUGUUUUGAAAGCAAGUGGUGAAGCUGAAGGACUUUGUGCACAAUUAAAUAGAGAAGGUCGUGUUGAUGCUUGUAUUACUUCUGAUAGUGAUGCUUUUCUAUUUGGCGCCAAAUGUGUUAUUAAGCACAUCAACCCCAAUUCACAGGAGCCAUUUGAGUGUUAUGAGAUGUCAGAUAUUGAAGGUGGAUUAGGAUUAAAGAGAAAACAUUUAAUAGCAAUUGGUCUUUUGGUUGGAAAUGAUCAUGAUUCCAAAGGAGUCCAAGGGAUUGGAAUCGAAACUGCACUUUCAUUUGUCAAAUCUUUCAAUGAAGAUGAGGUUUUAGAUAGGUUAUGUGCAUUAGGAAGUGGAGACAUGCUUUCUAUGAUGGGGUACAAGGGCGAUUCCGUCAUUAAUUUAGAUGAAAACUCAACGAAAAUAAAGUUAUCUCAUUGUUCAUUAUGUGGGCAUCCUGGAAGCAAGAGAUCUCAUCUUAAAGAUUCUUGUGAAGUUUGCAGUUCAAGUAAUAAUCACAAAGGUUGUGUGCAAAAACCGAUUGGAUUUAAAUGUGAUUGCUUAUCAUGUCAUCAGGAUAAGAAAGAAAAGGAACAAAAGAAGAAUGAAGCUUGGAAAAUGAGAGUAUGCAAUAAAAUCGCCUCAGAGCCAAACUUUCCAAAUAAUGCAAUCAUUCAAAUGUAUUUAAGCAACAACCACACCAAUUUCACUGAUGCAGAACCAUUUAUAUCAUGGAAAAAUCCAAACACGGAAAUGCUGAUUGAUUAUAUAGGUUAUAAGCUAAAUUGGGAACCCUCUUUUACACGACAAAAACUCUUUCCACUUUUGUCCACCAUUUUCUUGAGAAAUAAAGCCAAAAAUCAAGAAACCGGAUUAUUACAUGGACAAUACGAGUUUGACUUCAUUCAAAGAACAAAGACAAGAUUGGGUCAUAUGUUGUAUGUGGUCACUUGGACAAAACAUGGUCAAAUAGUCAACACUCAUAUCCCUACAACACCUUUGGAAGAUUCUCAAGUUCAAGAAUAUGAUGAUGAUGAUGAUGAUGAUGAUGAUGAUGAUGACAUUGAUGAAUCGGUUAAUAAUGUUUGUGUUGAUAUUGAUAAUGAGUGUGUGAUGACUGAUGAAAAUAUGGAUCUUGUUAUGGCUGCAUAUCCGCAAAAGGUUAAUCAAUUUAUACAACAAAAGGAGUUAAAAGAAUCAAAAUCGAAGAAAAAAGGUAGAGCAAAAUCUACAUCAACACCCGAGAAAUCAUUAUCACCAUCAUCAAGAAGUGUUCAACUUAGUAUAAAAGAAUUUUAUCGUUCAUCUAAAGGUGAAUCUAUGGAGAAGUUGAAAGACAAUGAUUCUUCUACUACAGUGAAAAGGAAUGUUACAAGGGGUAAUUUCUCAAAAUCUGCAAGGCGUCGCUUGCUUUUUGACUAGUUUUGUGAAAAUGUAGGUGGAUUUGUAUGUGCAUAGUUUGUUUUGUGUUACUCGGUAGUGAAAUUCCUAGUUUACCCUUUAUGGUUUAGUAUCGUGUGUUUCAUCUUGUAAAGCUUAAAUGUUUGUUUAUGCAAAAGAUGUUUCAUUUUAUUUUA
Molecule: messenger RNA, 2112 nt
Organism: Lactuca sativa (garden lettuce)
Lineage: Eukaryota; Viridiplantae; Streptophyta; Magnoliopsida; Asterales; Asteraceae
Product: 5'-3' exonuclease family protein
Biological process (GO): pollen development
Molecular function (GO): 5'-flap endonuclease activity
Source: RefSeq, a predicted model, not a curated record